This is a messenger RNA of Gymnodraco acuticeps, 2804 nucleotides long. RefSeq names its product tumor necrosis factor receptor superfamily, member 1B (gene tnfrsf1b). Gene Ontology annotation, biological process: positive regulation of membrane protein ectodomain proteolysis; regulation of T cell proliferation; intrinsic apoptotic signaling pathway in response to DNA damage. Lineage: Eukaryota; Metazoa; Chordata; Actinopteri; Perciformes; Bathydraconidae. The transcript is spliced from 9 exons. The coding region runs from base 1222 to 2541 and encodes 439 amino acids. The record is from RefSeq and is a predicted model, not a curated record. Gene Ontology annotation, molecular function: tumor necrosis factor receptor activity; tumor necrosis factor binding.
UCUUGGUGUAUAUGAGUACCAGAGAAAUGUGGUUUGUGGAAUGUCAACAUCUCACACAGGAUCAGGGCAUAGGGGCGUGAAUCUGGCAGACAUGCAGUUCUGUGGCUGGGUUAUAAGAAGACAUGUUUUGACUACAUUACUCAGUAGUGCCUGGAGUGCAAUGAAAGAAACCUUUAUUCCCACAUGUGCACAGGGAGCUCAAUGUGUAAAGUUGGUGAUGUAUUGUUUGCUUUAGAGCCUCUGGUUAAAGUGAUUUCUGAAAUCACUUAUGUGGAACACAAAUACAUGUAUUGUGUUAUUUUUAACCACAAUAUUCUGCCACAGCAUUGAAACAGCAGCGCGGGUUCUUAACCAUACUUGGAAAUGAUUAAUAUCCUGAUUCGUAUUCUGCCUAAAACCUUUGCUUUUACAGUUGAUGCAGCACACCAGCACACACAACUAUGUGUAUAAAUAACAAUGAAAAUCCAAGUGGGUCCACUUCCUGUUUGGGUAGUUGACAGUGAGUUCUGCUAAUUUGCCACUGAUAGAAGCAGAUUAAUCACUGAGGGAGCAGCAUAGAAAGUUUCCUAGUUUUCAUGUUUGAAUUGUUUUGCAACCUUUAUGCUAUUCAAUUUCAUUAAUGAAUGGUGAAAUUAGAUAAUAACUUGGCAUAUAGGGGGGGUCAGUAUUUAUAAUUCCAGCAGUGAGACCUUAAUAUUGUUCUUGGAUUGAAAGGAUUUCUGGUAUUGCAAACAAUUCACCAACAGUUGGAUCUCUAAAGAUAGGACCCUAUACAGAGCUGAUCUCCAUUUAACUUAUUAAUUAAUUAAUGAUGUGACCACUAUAUCAUGUUAACUCUAAUGCAAACAGAUUUGGUUUAAAAAAAGAAACAAAGUUAUUUCAUGCAGUGUUUUAAAAUGCUAUGUUAUGUACAUUUCAAAGAGUGUACAGCCAUUGCAUUGCUCCCCUAAUCAGCUGCAGAUGAAAUAAUUAAUUAUGAAUUGUGUUUUUAUCCUGUAUAUAGACACUUAAUAUCAGCUGGGAGCACAGCAUGAGUGUUUAACCCCAUCUCAACUUAAUCUCAGUGCAUUUCAGAGCCUGCCUGCUUGUUUCCUUCCUCCAAACACUCGAGUCAGUUCAAGGAAAUGGCUCCUCAUAGCACUGCUAGCCCGCCUUUAUAAAAUGAUAAGUACACGCUGGUGACUUUGUCCUCUACAGUUUACAACCUGCUUUAGAGAGGCAAUGAAGGAAAUACUUGUACUGCUGGUUCUCCUGAGUGGCUUCACUACCAAGGUCUGCUCUCAGCCCUAUCACGCAGACACAGAUGGAAACUGUCUCAACUCAGAAACAGAGUAUAUGUUAGAAGGAACUGACCUGUGCUGCCAGAAAUGCCCCCCAGGACAGAAAAGGAAACAAAAAUGCUCAGAAACGAAUAAAACUGUGUGUGAAGAAUGUCCAACGCGCCAGUACAUGGAGAACUGGAACUACGCUCCAAACUGUGCCACCUGUCUCAAAUGUAAAAUAGGCAAAGGUCUGCAAGAGGCCCAAAGCUGCUCCUCUUCCUCAAGGUCCAGGUGUGUGUGUCAGCCUGGAAAGUAUUGCAUCAUGGGAUUUGAUGGCAAACACUGCACAGCAUGUCACAAUUACAAGACAUGCGGAGCUGGCUGGGGAAUGCUUAGUCCAGGGACAGGAGACUCCAAUGUGAGGUGUGAACGGUGCCCCAAUGGGACCUUCUCUGACACAGUUUCAUCUGUUGACCACUGUCAGCCUCACACAAACUGCUAUGGGAGGGUUGUUGUCAAAAAAGGCGAUGCGACCUCAGACACGAUGUGUGAGCCCCCAAAUGCAAACACGCAGUCACAAACCUCAACGAAAAAUCCCCCCACUGAGAUGUUGUUCACAACUGCAACUGAAGUGAUGAGUACAUUAUUAGUGACCUCUGAAACUACACGUGGACCGCCAGACUCCACACUGUCCUUAAGCCCAUCUGCUUCAGGGGACGUAUUCAACUAUUCCACAAACCCCCCCCCAACAAGCUCAGCACCUGACAGUACACUGGACUCUAUGGUACCUGCGGUCCUCGCCGGUGUUAUUGGAUUACUUGUUUUCAUCGCUAUCAUUCUUCUGUUUCUUUGCAAGCCACGCUGGAAGAAAGUUUUUAACCCAGAUGCUGCAAGAUUUCCUCCUGGAGUGGAUGCAAAUGGAAAUUGUGAAAGUGGGGAUAAAAUCAAUAAGGGUUAUUUAAGGGAAACCCAGCCUUUAAUGACUUUAAUAUCCGACAUGGAGUCCGUCAGGCCCCAGGCCAGCGUCCCCCCACAGUCCUCCUCUCAGCCCACCAGCCCUCAGGUCAUCAGCCCUCUAACAACCAUUCCCAUUGUCAACAUCACUGUAAACAUAGGACAUGGGUCUUGUGGGACACCGAAUGGCACGCAUAUAGAGUCUCAACUCCAGUUUAGAGAUGAAGAGGAGUUGUUAAGCAUCCCGCAACAAGAAGCCGGAAAAGAAUCACUGAUGUCAGUGCAGGAGGAUGAAAGUUACACACAUGAAGAGUCACCGGCAUGAGAGACUGAUACAUCCUUAUUUUUCUUUCUGUCAUGUUGCAACAUUGAAAACAAUCUGAUUGGUUAAGAGAUGCACUUUAGUCACAAGUCUUUAUGAAGACAACAAGAGAAGCUUGGUUUCCAUCUCAAAGUAAUCAAUUGUCGAUAUGUUUAUAUGUAUAUACAGUAAAUACAAAUGUAAAUAUAGUCUUGACUUCAGUGGUGUAUGUGCAAUAAGUUAUACAAUAAAAAGGCAGCCGAGAAGCUGUCAGUUUUAUAUUAUGA